This is a messenger RNA of Impatiens glandulifera, 1262 nucleotides long. RefSeq names its product probable RNA methyltransferase At5g51130. The transcript is spliced from 9 exons. The record is from RefSeq and is a predicted model, not a curated record. Bases 232 to 1101 code for a protein of 289 amino acids. Gene Ontology annotation, molecular function: O-methyltransferase activity; RNA methyltransferase activity; snRNA binding. Lineage: Eukaryota; Viridiplantae; Streptophyta; Magnoliopsida; Ericales; Balsaminaceae. Gene Ontology annotation, biological process: snRNA modification.
AUUACUUCCUUCCUAUGCUCUCGAUCCGUCUAUCGAUAAACCCUAAACCCUACAAUCUUUCUUCAUCAGCUUCUCUCUAGAUAGGGGCACGCAUACGUGAGAAAGUCGAUGUUAUAAUCCAAUAGAUGGGAAUCGACGAGUUUCAGUAAGCUUGGAUUAAAGAACCCCCUAAAUUAGGAACGCCAACGGAGAAGAAGAGAAAACAGAUAUAUUUAUACCCAACAAGACAAAAUGGGAAUCGACAAGAAGCGGAAGAAGAUAACCCAAGAGCUAGAAACUCAAGAACCGAUAACUUCUGAUCCAGCUGAAAAUAUCGCAACCAACGAAAAUCUUAAGAACGGGAAUGAAGGGCCAGAUACCCUGCAUCCAAAUAAGAAGAAGAAGGGUAAAGUGAAAGGGAAAGAGAAAGAAAUUGCUAUCUAUGGGAAUUAUCGACAUUACUACGGCUAUCGAAUUGGUCAAGGUUUAGAUGAAGACCCUAGGAUAAAGGUUAUGAAGAAGGAAUGGUUUGAAGGAAAGGAUUGUCUGGACAUUGGAUGCAAUGCUGGUUCAAUUACUAUUUCCAUUGCAAGAAAAUUCGAUUGUCGUAGCAUCCUUGGAAUUGACAUUGAUGAUGCUCUUGUGAAAGAUGCAUUCUGGAAUCUUAGAAGAAUUGUGAAUAUGAUUAAGCAAAAGAAUGCAGCUACUACUACUACUAAAGAUCUAUUUGAUAUAGUCUCUUUUCAGAAAGAGAAUUUUGUUCAAAGUGCUAAGUCACACGAGAACAAGAGCUAUCAUACCAUUCUUUGUUUGAGUGUGGCAAAAUGGAUACAUUUAAAUUGGGGUGAUGAAGGACUGAUAACAUUAUUCACGAAAGUCUGGAAUCUUCUAGAACCGGGUGGUAUCUUUAUUUUGGAACCUCAGCCAUGGUUAUCAUACUACAAAAACCGCCUUGUAUCCAAGACUACGCAAUCUAAUUAUCAUGGUAUUAAGAUUUGUCCAGAACAAUUUCAGGAAAUUCUCUUGGACAAGAUUGGAUUUAGAACGGUUGAGAACAUCAGUGCUGAUUUACCAAGUAGCAAGUCUGGUUUUAACAGGCCAAUUUUAGCAUUCACCAAAUAGAUGCAGUUUUGCCAUAGAACUUGGAUAUAAAGUAGCAAAUUCGCCUUUGGCCUGCUUGAACCUGUUUUUGCGAACUCCAUGGAUCAACAGAAGCUUUUGUUUAGUUCGGUUUAUACUUUUAUCUAAGUCGUGGAGGUUGGUUAUUCAUGAACUUUAGAUUU